Molecule: messenger RNA, 13857 nt
Organism: Bicyclus anynana (squinting bush brown)
Lineage: Eukaryota; Metazoa; Arthropoda; Insecta; Lepidoptera; Nymphalidae
Gene: wapl
Product: protein wings apart-like
Exons: 14
Coding region: 448-4443 (1331 amino acids)
Biological process (GO): regulation of chromosome condensation
Source: RefSeq, a predicted model, not a curated record
UUUUUCCAAUAUGGCGCUGCUGGUGUUAUGAGAUGACAACAUCGCACUUUGUGACUGUGUCCUAUUUGUCAUUAUUAAUGUUUGAGUCAACAUUAAUUAACUACCUCAAAAGUUCAAAGAAAAUCUGUAAUCGUAAUGUAAGUUGUUAUAACGUCGGACUCGAGUUAUCGGAGGAUUGUUAUCAUACAAAUACAUUCGAAUGCGUCCGUAAAGAAAGUACAUAGCUCCUGUAAAAAUGGCGGGUGUGUUAUCUUUAUGGGUUGUGUUUUCAUUGCUAUUGGAGAAAGUCUAAUGAGUGUGAGAGAAGUGUUGAUACGUUUUUAAGUUGAAAAUAACUUGAAAUUGGUGAUCCAAGAAGCCAUGUGUAACUUGCAUCUUUGACAUUUCGAGAAUUGAUUGAUUUGGUAAGACGGCGCAGGUGUCAUCAAAUUUGAUGAAAUUAUCAGCAUGUCGCGCUGGGGCAGAGGCCGAAGCGGCAGCGUGGCUGUGCCGCUGGACAGUGCUCUAUUUAGAGAAAACAGUAAUUGCCCUUCGGCUGCCCGAUCGGCGGGAACGGUGGGCAAGUGGGGAAUUACAAGCUUCACUUCUAUUCGGAGCGCUCCUUACGCAUAUCCUAACAAUGUGCAUAAAAAACCUGUCCAAGACCAGAACAGUCCUUUAACAGUGCCAGCAGUUGAAACUGAGCAACCACCUCCAAAGCCUAAGAAGUUUUUUAAAUCACGAAAUGCAGAACUUUACCCACCAGUGCCACAAAUUACAUAUGCUCCCCCUGUACCGGCUGCACCACUUUCGCCUGAGCACCCAGGCUCUGCUAGAGAAAAGAAAACUACUAAAAGAAGUAGGUACAAUAGAGACUCUUCAUCACCAGAAUUACCAAGACGUAACUCUGAAAAGAGUAAAAAUAAAAGGAAUUUUGCUACCAAAGCAUCAAAGAAGGAGGAAUCAACUGCUGAAAAUUCACAACCUCCGAACAAGCGAUAUUUGGUUAGAAAUCGGGACAAGGUAAUAAAUUAUGCAGAAGAUGGAAGCAAUAGUCCAAUUCCUGAAUUUGUACGUUAUGAGUCAAUGCAUCCAAAGGCACUAUCUCCUAAGGCCAGUCCUUUGGUUAUGAGUCCCUCAAAAAGCCCAGCAGAAACUGAGGUGAUGAGUCCGUCUACGUCUACUAGUAAAGAUGCUAAUGAUGACCGCAAACCACCACCUAUAGUGCUCAGAAUUUCUAAAGGUACAUCAAGAAUAGUUAGUACAGAUUCUAACGAAGGAUUUACAUCGCCUGGUUCAGAUAGACACUCUUCCCUGGACACACACUCUGAUAUGGGGUCUGAUCACAAAAAAAGUCCUACAGUGGAAACUAUAUGUUCUCCCAAACAUGAGGGGCUCAAAAUUACUAUUAAAUGUGCAGGUCUCAGUCAAGAAAUUAAAAAAGAGAAGAAAAAAGAAAAGAAAGAACACAAGGCACAUAAAAAGCAUCACAAACAUUCAGAAGAUGAAUCUGUUAAAAAGUCUACUUCCCCAUUACCUGACUCUGAUAAUUACGAUUUAUACAAAACUCUAGCGUCACCUACACAUGAAAAAGAAAAAGAAUCAAAGAAAAAUAAACAAUUGGAUCACACAGAGGCUCGACUGGCUAAAUUGGAAUUAGAUAAGCAGACUAAAAAGCCACAACCGGAACCAAAACCACCAGAAGUUAUAGGUGGUAGAUCAAGAAGAAAUAGACCAAAUAUAAAUUAUAGUGAAAAUGACGAUUAUUUAGACAGUGUAGCAUCUCGAAUAACAAGUAAGCAAGUAAUAAAAACUGUUAGUGAUUUAAAGAAAGAAAAUAAAAAAGGCAAAAGAAGAAAUGAAACAGUUGCUGACAAUACUGCAGCUGCAACUGUAACCUCGUCUAAAACUCAACAAGUGACUGAAAAUGAGUCUGAAUCUCAACUGGCUACAGAAGAACUUAUCGACAUACUAUCAGGGAAUAGUAAUAAUGAAAAGGUUACACAUAAGAAACCACAUAAGAAGCAAAAGCAUAAAGGAAAAUACAGUAAACAUUCAAGUCCUAGUUCAUCAGGAGCUGACAAUGAGACAUUAGCAAGUAUAAAAGAACAACUUGCUAGUAAUACUGAACAACAUGAUGAAGAUAUUGAUCAUAAUUCUGAUACAGAAGAAGUAGAACCAAAUGAAGCAAAUGCUGAUGAUGCUCCCCAGGACUUGCACAUGGGUAGUACAAAGUCACCUAAUGAGGCAAGUGAGGCUCAAAUUCAAACACAAUCUUCAGACUCAGCAUAUAACAGUUGUCCACAUGAGUUUUCAGAGGAAGAAUCACAGAAAUGUCAUCAGGAUGAUGUAUUCAAGUCACCUCAGAGAAUGGACGAAGAACAUAUGGAGGAUAAGCCAAGUGUUAAGUUAGUUAUCACAAAGAAAAAAGGUUCCAUAUUCAAAAGUAAAUCACUGGUUAACGAUAACCCUUCACCUCUACCAGCUAGAAAAAGAAGACAUCUUUAUAAACAUGAAUGGGCAAAUGAUAAAGGAAAUGAAACUCCAAGGCCUGAGCAGGCUGGAACACCAGAUGUCAGCAAUCCAGCUGUGGAGGUACCUGAAGAACUUACAAGAGUCACAAGAUAUAGAGCAGCCCAUCCUAUAUUGGAUGGUCCAACCAUGGAUGAACCUGUUAAACCUUAUACAAGUGUUAGAUGUGCUAAGGAAGCUAAAGAGUACUACACUGUUGUGCGGAAUGUUAAAAAAGCACAUCAAAUACAAGAGAUUGGAGAAUUCCAAGAAUUCAAUGAUGAUGUUGAAUAUCUCCUAGAUGCAUUGCAGGACAACAAUCCAAUGUCUACGCGAUGCUUGUCCGCUAUAACGCUAGCUAGUAAAUGUACGGCGCCCGCGUUUCGUAUGCAUUUACGUGCGCACGGCACCGUACAGAAGUUCUUUAGCGCCUUACACGAUGCCACCAAUGAUCAGAGCUUAGGUCUGUGCACGGCAACAGUGAUGUUUGUACUGUCUCAAGAUCGUCUAAAUAUGGAUCUGGAUAGGGAAUCGCUGGAGCUAAUGUUGAAUCUACUUGAGUCUGAUGUAUCACACAAAAAUGCCCUUGAUGACUGUGGGUUAACCUCCGCUCAACUUGCAAAAACGCAGGAGAGAGUGCGGGAGCUAUGUGCUGAAAUCAAAAGUCAAGGCAAAGCUAACCAUCUAGAUUUAGAGAAUAUCACAGUGGGUCAUUUGGCUAUGGAAACACUACUGUCGUUGACGUCGAAGCGUGCAGGGGAAUGGUUCAAAGAGGAGCUCCGGAACUUGGGCGGAGUGGACCACAUCGUGCGCACGAUACAGGACUGCGCGGGGAGGCUGGAGUCACCCGCGAGCAGUUGGACCAGUGCAGAGGUUGAUGUGCUUAGAAAGGCUGACCGGUGUAUGCGUGUUCUGGAAAACGUGACGCAACAAAACGAAGCGAACCAGCAGCACCUAGUGACGGGGUCGCUGGGCGCGGCGCGCACGCUGGUGGCGCUGCUGCGGCGCUGCGUGGGCGAGGCGCGCACGGAGUUGGCGCUGCGGACGGCGCUGCUGGACGCCGCGCUGCCCGCCGUCAAAGUGCUCGUCAAUCUGUCGCACUCGUUUGGCAUUGCCUCAUCAGCAAUCGGUGCCACAGUGGUGGGAGAACAGCCUUCAGUGAUGGAGAUUUGUUUGAUAAUGCUAAACAACCAAGGGAACUUCAUACCUGAUACCAAAAACUUCGACUUCUGUGUUUGUGUGCUGAUGCUGCUAAUAAACCUAGUACAAAACAACGACGUGAACACAUCUCGGCUACUAAGCGUGCGUAUACGCGUGGACAACGAGCAUGACGUCAUAUCUCGCAGCGUGUCUGCGCUCGACCUCAUCGUCGACCUGUUCUACAAGCGGGAAGAGUUGGCCAGGAGAGCAGAAGAAAACACAGAUGCCUUAUUAGAUGGUGAAAAAGAUGACGGUGCGCAGAACAGCAAAAAACAGCAGGAUGAUAUUGACGAAACAGUAGCUAAAUUGCUGGCUCGAGCGGGCACGCACAUGGAGCACACGAUGGUGGGCGCGUACAUCGCGCUGCUUGUGGGCAACAUGGCGGUGGUGUCGCCCGCCCACGCCGCCGCCGUGCGCCUGCGCGUGCCCACGUACGCGCCCAUGCUGCCCACGCUCAAGAAGUACUUCACAUUCCUCUCGCUGACUGCCAGUGGUGAAUCAGCAAUAGUGGCGCACGUGAAGUCAACGCAGCGGAUAAUACAGUUCAUGGAAACCAGCGACAAGGAGAACAGUCAGCCCGAGCCGCCGCCCCCAGCCGCUCCCUACACCGCAGCUUGCCCUGGAUACUACCAGGGCUCCCCCUCGGACGUCCCCCAGGACAUGUCCCUGAGCAACCUGAACUACUCCAUGAGUUACAGCUCAUCCAGCUCGGAUAGGAUGUCCUCGUCGAUGGAGAUUGAUGGUUACCACUGAAAUUUGCACACCUUUUUAGUUUUUUAAUGUGACACUGUCUUUAUCUGUUGAGGUGGCUAAUGGCGUGAAUAUUCGCUCGAGUUGAAUAUUCGUUGUGAGAUAAUAAUAUCUAAAUAUUCACGGCUACUAUCAGAGUUUCCCCUCGGACAUCCCCCAGGACAUGUCCCUGAGCAACCUGAACUACUCCAUGAGUUGCAGCAAAUCCAGCUCGGACAGGAUGUCCUUGUCGAUGGAGAUUGAUGGUUACCACUGAAAUUUGCACACCUUUUUAGUUUUUUAAUGUGACACUGUCUUUAUCUGUUGAGGUGGCUAAUGGCGUGAAUAUUCGCUCGAGUUGAAUAUUCGUUGUGAGUUAAUAAUAUCUGGGGCUUACCCGUGAAUGGACUUUACUGCCGGACAUAUGCCUCCCAUAAAGCUAUCCAAACACUACAGGCUAUAGCCACCAGCAUUCCUUGCAACCUGUUUGAUCAGAUCAGAUCAUCGGUUCACAUAGUGUCCGACCAACACUGGCUUUAAUUUCUGGAUAAAAAGUAGCCUAUGUGUUAAUCCACGAUAUCAUUUAUCUCUAUUCCAAAAUGUCAGGCAAAUCGGUCCUUUUGGUUUUAUUGGCUGCGGUAAAAACGUCACAGCAAUUAUUGCACUAGCGAUUUACUUACAAUCCAUUAAAAAGUCGCUCGGAUAGCUGUAUGAAUGCCGAUUAUUCCAUUAGCAACAAGCUCAUAGCCACAUUGAUUGAAUAUUCAUUACAAUUGCCACCUCGAAUGUAUGCAGCUUUGGCGAAAUUGAUGUACACAACAUAAUAUUACUUAAUAGGAUAUAUACUAUUAUUUAUUUCUAAUCUUAUUUUACAUUUAGACGCUUGUCGAGUUAUCUAAACAUAAUUAUUUUACGGAUGGACCUUGGAGUGAACGAAUGAUAUGAAGCUAGAAACUCGUAUGAAAUUUUAUCUUUGCAUUUUAGAAAUCCUCGAAAGAUAAAUUAAAGAACACUGAAUUUUAUAAAACUUUGACAGUGAAAAUUCAUUAUUGCUUUCAAUUAAAAUGCAACUAAUAAGUUGAAAUGAAAUGGAUGCAACUUUAAAGUAAAAAACAAUACCGUAAUUAAAUUCAGAGAAGUAAUAGAAGAAUUUAUUUAAGAAAAUUAUAAACUUCUACUAUUUUUUUUUUCUAAUCUUAUUUUACAUUUAGACGCUUGUCGAGUUAUCUAAACAUAAUUAUUUUAGGGAUGGACCUUGGAGUGAACGAAUGAUAUGAAGCUAGAAAUUCGUAUGAAAUUUUACUUUGGCUUUUUAGAAGUCCUCGAAAGAUAACUUAAAGAUCACUGAAUUUUACAAAACUUUGACAGUGAAAAUUCAUUAUUGCUUUCAAUUAAAAUGCAACUAAUAAGUUGAAAUGAAAUGGGUGCAACUUUAAAGUAAAAAACAAUACCGUAAUUAAAUUCAGAGAAGUAAUAGAAGAAUUUAUUUAAGAAAAUUAUAAACUUCUACUAUUUUUUUUUUCUAAUCUUAUUUUACAUUUAGACGCUUGUCGAGUUAUCUAAACAUAAUUAUUUUAGGGAUGGACCUUGGAGUGAACGAAUGAUAUGAAGCUAGAAACUCGUUUGAAAUUUUAUCUUUGCAUUUUAGAAAUCCUCGAAAGAUAAUUUAAAGAACACUGAAUUUUACAAAACUUUGACAGUGAAAAUUCAUUAUUGCUUUCAAUUAAAAUGCAACUAAUAAGUUGAAAUGAAAUGGAUUCAAUUUUAAAGUAAAAAACAAUACCGUAAUCAAAUUCAGAGGAGUAAUAGAAAGCAUUUACUUGAGAAAAUUAUAAACUUAUUUGGAAAGCCUUCAAAAGCUUUACAUUUUAAUGUAGAUUUUAGCAAUAUAUCUGACAUAUCAUUCUUUCACAUACACACAAACUACUUCUAUCAGUCUCAUUAUUUCUUUGUCGACGAAAAUCAAGUAAGAUUUAUCAUAUUUGAUAUGUGAUACAGUAAAAAUGUAUGAAAUGUGAUCAAUAUUGGAAUAGGAUUUGACUUUCUUAUUAACUGACAAUUUUCUUAGGAAAGUUUGGAUUAUUGAAUAUUAUUCACCCACUGGUUGGGAUUCAUUGAUAAAAGUUGACCUUAUCAUUUGUAUGAAUGUAUGUUUCCAUUUUUUUCCAAGAUAUUCGUUUAUUCAUAUAAGCGACAUGCGUUAGAAGUAUUUAUUACAUAUACUUUAUAUAUUUUUUAUUGAUUACACAAAAUUUUGUGAAUAAAAAAAAGUGGAGGAGAAAAGGGUACUGAAGUUUUCUGUCUUUGCAUAUUUAUGUUUAGAUACAUUUAAUAUAUUUCAUUGAUUUUAUUUAUUAUUUAAAAUGAUUUUUUUUUUUUAUUUUUUGUUUAUUUUGAUAUACUUACUAAAGUAUCCGAAAGGUUGUUUAAACAUAUUUCAUAAAUUUGUGUGUGCCUUGAUAUGGAAUCUGAUAAUUUAGUAUAGUUUAUCUACUUUCGGAUGUCUGUUUUAUUUGAAUGUAGACAGACAUACAGACAUACAAGCAUGGGACAGUAGACAAUUUACAGACAGUGCAUUAAUGUGUAAACUGAACGAACAUGAUUUACCCAAACGAACCUUAAGCUUGUACAUACAAAAGCGCUUGCUCUCCUUACCACUACAAUUACACCAUCCAUUUGACCUCAAGGUCAUUUGACCUCAAGGCCAUUUGACCUCAAGGUCAUUUGACCUCAUGGUCAUUUGAUCUCAAGGUCAUUUGACGCCCUCCGUGGCGCGGUGGUUAUUCUUGGUGGAUAUACAAAUUCGAUCCCCUGGCUGGGCCGAUUGAGGUUUUCUUAAUUGGUUGAGGUUUUGCUGGUGUAAGGCUUCGGCCGUGGCUAGUUACUACCCUAUUGAUAAAGAUCACUACAUUGUUGUAAUGGUAAUGAUGACCUUGGGUUCAAAUAGACUUUCCACAAAGACGCUGUACAUUUAUUACGUAUUUGCUCUCUUGUUCGCACAGACACGAUCAUACUCUGUGUGUGUGAGACAGCUAUAUUUUAUUACCCCAGUCAUACAAGGAUUUAACCUCUGAAUAAGAGAUAAUAAGCUAUAAACUCGUAUAUGUCACCGUAAAAUUGUAAAUACCGUUAGAUUAUAAUUUUUAAUCUAUCUCGCGACGUUUUGAACUGUCGAAAGAUUGUAAACCGCAACAUACUGCUUACAAUUUAAAGUGUUAUUCGGUAGAUUGUAAGGAAGAACUUACAAAUUAAAAAAAAAAACCUAAGCUAAACUAAACUAACUUAUCCAUUAAUUUCUGAGCCACUCAAUUCCGAUUUUUAUGAUUCACAAUACUUCGACAGUUCACAAUCUCGCGAGAUAGUUUAGAACCCAAAAAAUGUCGCGUCUGCGUCUGCAAUCUUAAGGUAUUCAAAGUCAAAGAUCACAAAAAUCAAUUUAUCAACAUUAUUUCUAUUUUAUAGCUCCAAUGAUGUUAACUUUUAAUAUAAAAAAUUGUAGAACACAAAAUUUUCGAUAAAUUGUGUCUAAUAUAAUAUAUUUUUUCUCACAAUCGUUUUGUGGUGAACCAACCAAAUGGAGGUUUAUACAAGCUUAGUAUCUCUCAUUCCGAUUUUGACCUCUUUAUUUUCGUAAUUUGUCUGGCCUUCUUGACUUUCCGCAUCUGUGAUAAUCAUCGCAUGUGUCGGCCUAGCUCAUUCUUGUAGUGACGUUCGAUCCGUCCACACCUUUUGUUGGAUAAUCCUUCAUGAAUUAUUUUAGGAUAGGCGGGAAGAAGGAGUGGGAAAAGGAGAGAAGAGAAAGAGAGUGAACUAAAAAUAAAUUUAAAAAUUUUAAAAUACGUCUUUAACCCUACAUCCAUCGGCCACAAGUCCGGUACUUCGCUCAAGGUUCUCUGCCACUCGAGGGUUUAUCGGUUACUUUCUUGUUUUGAAUUGUGAGACCUAAUAGGCUUUCGCUCAAUAAUUGUGUUUUGCUCUUUAAGCAUGCCUACUAGUAAAAUGUUUGUAUGAGUGUUUAUUUUUUUCAAAACAGCCAACAAGCUCACUUUUAUUUAUGAUUAUUGUAAUCGUUUAUGAAGAGCAAAACUUAAUUUUAGGUGAUACGAUGUUCAGUCAUUUAGUAAAAUUAUAAUAAAUUACGUAAUAAAUGUACAUUGUGUUACAUGUCAUAUCAGAUAGAAGAUUUCAAUUAUUGUAAAAAUAAUAUAUUUUAAAUAUAUAUCAAAUUAAAUUCUCCUAAAUAUUGUAUGAUUUAUAAAUGCUGUGUGAUUAUUAUAUUUAUGUCGUGUACAUCGCUCGUUUAUGGUGAUAAUUUGUAUUGUGCAGAAUUGUAGAAGUGAUCUUCAAAUGUUUAUAUUAGAUUAAAACUCCACUCCCAUUGACGCAGAGUUGCUCUAUGUUUUAUAUGUUAGUAUAUUGAAGUCUAUCUUGAUUUAUUAUAGUAACCCAACAAAUUUAUACCUUAAUAUAUCAAGAUAGGGUUUAAAAUGCUAUCACAUUUUAAAACUUCUAACGACACGUCGUUUCGACUCUGUGUUAGUGUGACUGAAACCUAAAGGUGCCUUUCUAUGGAAAGAGAUGAACUGGAAGCGGGACGUCCAAUCAGAUUAUUGGGAAAUGACGUGAUCGUAAUCGUUUUCUAUUGGUCGGUCCUUGCGUGCCUACACUCGUCUGUCAAAACGCACCUUAAGACCACGGCUUUCGACUGUCAACUUUGGACUAAUAAUAUUUUUUAAAAUAUCGACUAUCAUUAUAAUAGUUCAGUGUGUAAUAAAAUGUAAAUAUUGAUUCCGUGCGAAUUGAGUCAUGUUAGUAAUAUAACGGUAUGCCAUUUGUAAAUUAUAUACAUUAAUAUUCCUGUAGGGUAAUGUAUGCACUCGGUUAGUACCGCCUUUCUGUAACAAUACUUCCUUCUUUGAAAAAAAAAAUAAUAAUAAUUUAAUUGUAAAUAUAGUCGACAAGAGGUAGUUAGAUUCAUUCGCGGAUAUGGGUUAUGAAAUCUUAAUUAAAUUGAGAUAUUCCGAGUUUAAGCCACUUACCUGGCAAUAUGAAAGUGCAAAAAUAUAGUAUAUUAAGUGUAUUAUAGAUAUGUAUUCUUUUAUGUGAAUAUUGUGUCUGCACUUUUUGUAUUAUAGACUUUUGAAGAGGAUUACAAAUUUAUCGUGUAUCGUUCCGAUGAGGCACAAUUCUUUUAUUGUAAAUAAAUUAUUAGAUAGUUAUAAUAAUAAUAAUAUAUUGGUCUCUGUUGACUAAACAUAAUGAUAUGGUGGCGAAGUUAUUUGUAUGCGAUUUUGAGAUUUUAAAGAUCGUUGCUUGUUCGAAGGGACUCGAUCAAAUUCGUGCAUAAUGUACAAACACUAUGUUAGUUCGCAAUAAUUGAGAGAUAAUUUAUGCUUACAUUACAUUAAUAAAUAGGACAAUUAUCAUGUUGGACUUUUAAUCGAUAGCUGAUAGCUUAAGCGUUCGUAUAAUUCUUUAUUUCCCGUAAAUAGCAGACCUAAUGAAUAGCUGCGCGAGCAUGGUGAGCAUUCUUCCCACUGAUGAUAGUAACAACAGUAUGCCAGAUAGUCACAAUUGGAACACUGAACUCGUCCAUUUUUAAGUCUAUUGGAAAUAAAUAAAAGAAAAGAUUUUUAUCUGUGGAAAAAAUGCUAAAUCGAGCUCACGCGCUUCUAUUUAUUUUUAAUUCUUUCUAUGAUUUCUAAACGGAAGUUCACGUAAGUACAACUAGUGGGGACAAAACUAAAACAAAUUCGCGAUUACAUUUGACAGAAAAACAUAUUUUUGCGUCAAAAGAUUUACGAUUCAAGUUAUACCGCACGCCCGACGCACCUAUACGCAAUGUCUAUUACUGGCGACUUAGGUGCAAUAUAAUUAAAGCGUUUGUCAGACAGCAUGGUGCGGAUGACAAGUUCGUUUCUCUAUUGAAAGUUGGCCGCGCAACUGUCACCGUACCCAUGUUAUCUGAAAAACACUCGUUGCUUCGUCGUGACAAUAAUUCAAAGAAAUCAUAGUGCGCAGUCUAGGGAGUGGUUUAAAAUCCGUAAUGCAAAUCAAAUUCGGAAAAUUGCUUUUGGUGCGGUAUAACGCAAAGUUUUUUUGAUGUAUGGUCUAUAACACAUAAUUUUGUUGUAACAUCACUUUUUUCCAAGGUUGCGUAAUAGCUAUGUUUGUCGUCUCCACGUAGGAGACUUCGUGUUAAGUGGUUAAGUCACUUAUACUGUAUUGAUCUGUGCCUUGAAUGUGCGAUUUUUAGUAAUGAAGAAAUUUAUUGAAACCAUGGUGGUUUAAGUGGAACUUCGGUAACCGAUUUGUUUAAUAUAUUCCGUAAAAUCAGUUGCUUUUUCGGGUGUAGCAUCUUAAAAAUCAAUUUUAUAGCACCAUCAUGAAUUAAUUGAUAGUUCAUUCUAAAAAAUCGGCUCAGAAUUUAGACGGUGAGGAAAAACAUAGGUACAAAUAGAACUAAUUUUUCAAACCGGUUCAGGCGUUUUCGAGUAAUCGGUGAACAUACAUAAAAAAAGAAGAAAAAAAGAUUCCGACGAUUUGAUAACCUCCUUUUAUUAAAGUCGGUUAUAAAAAACGUCUAACAUCGAUUUCACUUUAAACGCGUAGAGGAUAAAAUGUACACAUAUUCAUUUUUUUUGUAUGUUUGUAUCAUUUAGUUCAACAUAUUUAGAUUAAAAAACAGGUAAAGAUUGUUUAAAAGACCCCCCAGGGAUACGUUAUUGGGUAAAUUGAAGUUGUCUAUACCAAGUGCAUUUGUCAAAAAGGCGCAAAUAGGUAGGUACUAAUAUCGUGAACUGAAGUUUAUGAUAUCGAAAUAUAUAGCCUUUAAUGGUUUUUAAAACGUAGUAAAUUGACUAGAAUAGGUAUUACGAUAAACACCAAAGAGAAGUAUGCAAACAGUGCAAACAGUAUUGAGCAGUGCAGUUUCAAAACAAAGCGUGAGAUUUUCACACCAAAACAAAACCGUUAUUAAAUUAUGGAUAAUGGGUUCGGUCUCCAGCUAACGAUAAUUGAAGGGCAUAUAAUAAACAUAAUUUUAUAAUUAAUAAUACGCUUGUUUAAGGGCUCUCCACUUUAAAAGGGAGUAUCAUAAUAAUUAUUGUUUUUGUUGAAAUUAUGUUUAUUAUUACAUGCCCUUAAAAUAUCACUAGCUCCAAACCGUAGAUAAUAACUAAGAUAUCUAUCAAACUAGCAAUAUUUGAUUUGAGACAAUCCAAAUCCAAAGUGUAGAAGGGGAAGGGGGAGGGAGAAAGCGAUGCCCCGCGCGCUAGACUUCAUACCAGCGCAGUCCUUCCCUCUGCCUCGCGCGCACGAUUUCACACCCUUGCAGUCUUUCCCCCCUCAUAUCAUGGGAGUGUCAUCAACGAAUUUCCCAAGCUAUAAAUACAUUCGAUGCAGUCAAGUAAUAUCUACAAUGAUGCAUACUGCAAACGUACGUAUCCUUCCAGUCCUUUGCUGGGUUUUAAAACGGUGCAGCAAAUAAAAGAAUGGUCUUCCUACCCGAGACGUUUAUUGUAUACAUAAGAACAAAUUGUUGGUCACGUAAAAUAAAUUUCAACUAUGAUUGUAGUAUAAAAUUGUUUGUUUUUAUGACGCUAGAUUUGAAAGGUAGAUAAUGAAUUUUUUAAUAUUAUAUUAUCCAAUGAAGUCUUUUAAAUCGAAAGUGAAGCUUCAUUGAUACAAUUGCUGUUUUAAUAGGUUUUCUCUUUCAAGUUGUGCUUGUCAUUAUAUAUUUUUUUAAACUUAAUGUGCCUAUGAGAUUCCGUGAUCACCAUACUAAAUGCAAUGGUUAAAUUUUUGUCUGUGUGUAAUAUAUAAAUAGCUUCAAUUGCUCUACUGUUGUAAAGGGUCGCGCUAAAAUGUAAAGAGUUUUGUUUAAAACAAUACAUACUUUUUGUUAUAGAAAUCAAUUAACCAUGGUAUUGUACGACGGUUAAAUUAAAGUCAGACUAUUUACAAUGUUUCCGACUCAUCAGUCCAUGCAAAGAUUUGCGUAUUAUAGACGGUAAACCUGCUACAUACAGACAAAUUUCCGCUUUUUCACAAGAUACUUAUGGUGAAAAUGGGGUCUUUGACUAAUAUGUCUAUAAUAAUUUAAUUAAACAUACAGCUAAUCGGCCACAAACUAUUAAUUUCUAGGCAAUCUACUUAAUUUGUGAUUCUUUUGUGUUUAAUUAAUAUGUAAUUAUAAUUAAUUAUAACGGGUACAUACAAUGAUGACUGUAUUUUGUAAUUAUCGGUUUUGUUAUUACUUUGCAAAAUAAAAAAUAUACUUCACCCAUGUCCAUUUUUUAAAUUUUACUUUUAAUAAAAUUAUUUGUUUUUUUUUUCGAACAUAUGUAGUGGUAAAUUGAUUUAUUUGCCUAUAAUGUAUGCCUAUUGUAUAAAAUAAAGAAUUGUCGUGGUAUGUACCUACUCUCUAAAUAAUUAAUUAUAAUUAUGUAUUUAAUUACGAAAAUGUAAGUUAAAAAUUAUUAUUCGUGUUACACCGCAAAAGGUCCUGUGUUUUAAGAAUUUAUAAUGAUAUUGAAUUGAGUUUAUAAAUUUAUUUAUUGCUUUUGUAUUUGUUCUGAGAUUCAAAUAUAUUUUCUAUUCAUUUUCCUUUUUGACAUGAUUUUAUGGAUUUAUUUUAAAUAUCGACAACCGAAAUGACAAAAGGCAUUGGCAGGAUGUUGGAAGUCUAAGUUCUUCAUUCUAGUUUGUCUGAGUCUAAAACUAAAGUAAUACCUAGGUAAUAAAUAAAAUGUCUUUAUAAAACAGGAGCUUUUACGGGUUUUCAAAAUAAUUUUAAUAGACGUGUCUUAUUAGAAAUUAUUCGGCAGUAGAUGAAACGAUUUUUUGUGACAGCUUUACUUAAUUUUUAAGAUUUUUUUGACCGUAGUUAAUUACCGUAGCAGUUAGCAGUGACUUGUACCAAUUUAUUUUUUGUAUAAAUUUAGAUUUUACUGAAGAUUAUGUUUAUAGACUGGGUUGUUUUGUGUUUUUGUACAGUUAUAUAUUGAAUAUUAUUGUCUAAAUUAUAUUUACGUAAUUUAUUGUAGGUGUACGAUCUAAGGUUAGCUUCAUGCAUUUCGUUAUAAUAUUUCACUUUAAAUUACUUGUGUUUUAAUAUCUUUAUUAUAAUUAUGUUGUUUUAGAUAAGCAGGAGAGUUGGAUAUCUGGAGAAAUUAUUUGUAAAUCUAAUGUGUAAUUAUGUUAUAAAGUAUUACAAGUAAUUAUAUUAAAAGAAGGACGAUUUAAAUAUUGUAUCUCUUAACUGUCCUUUUACCCCGUGACUGAAUUAAUAAUAAAAAUAUUUUAUCUAUAUUAACAUCUAUAUUUUGUGAAAAAUAUUAAAUAGCAUAAUAAUGUGGCAAUAACUUAUGUAUCUUUCAUACACAACAAUUCUAAAAUGAUAGAUUUAAUAAAUAUUUAAAAAGCGUAAACCUUAAA